AUGGCGGAUGAAGAGGUCGCGUUCCUGAACUCGAUGUUGGCAGCAAACAAUUACGCAGGAGAGUACCAGAUGGGUGGUGAGGCUAGUGGACAGCGAGCAGACUCAAUCUCUUCUGAUGAAUAUGAUCCACCACAAACAGUGCAAACAGAGUCUCUUCCAGCUUCUACCGUCCACUCCACUUCCAAUAUUCCCCCUUUGCAUGAGACAUUACCCACUGCAUCCGAGACCCCUUUAAACUCCACCUCUACAUCUGCAGCUCCCGUUGUGAGGGAGGCCUCUGCAUCUCUUUCUAGGUCGAUGUCCCGAGCCUCUUCGGAAACCUCUGACAGCAUCCCGAUCACUACCAAUCAACAAAAAUCCAACCAAGUCAUACCAAACAAUUCAGUGCAGGGUGGAGAAGCAACAAGAUUCGGGAAAGACACUGCCAUGGGUCAAGGGGGUUCUUCUUCACUGCUUCCGGGGUCUGGUUCUAGUCUGAACGUUUCUACGAAUAAUGUUUCUGCAGAUAAUGUACCAAUACAGAAUGGCGUUCAAGAACAAAAGCAUUCAGACAGUGUUCAGAAUGGCGCUACUGAUACCGUUCCUAAUCUCGCUGCUGUUAUACCUGAUACAGGGGCUUCUUCCCACAGUGACUCAACGGUCAAGCCUUCAGAAACGCUGCCAGCCCCAUCUGCGGUAGACACACGACCGUCGACGGCAGAGGAAGCCGCUACUUCUACCACAGCUGCCCCUAAAGCCCGACUCCCUCAUGACAAGAUUGGUAUCUUAGAAGAUAGGAUCAAAGAGGAUCCUCGAGGUGACUUAGACGCUUGGCAAAACUUGAUCAAUGAGCACAAGAAGCGAGGCAAGCUUGAAGAUGCUCGCAAUGUCUACGAACGUCUUCUCAUCAUCUUUCCGUCUGCGGCUGAAGAAUGGGUUGCUUAUGCACAAAUGGAGAAUGAAGUGAACAACCGGACUGCAGUAGAAAAGAUAUUCAACCGAGCUCUCCGAGAGCUCCCCUACCUUGGACUAUGGUCCAUGUACUUGGAUCAUAUCCGUCGCCACAACAAUAUAGCUAUGGAUCCGUCGGGCUUAGCGCGCCAGACCAUAAAUUCGGCAUACGAUAUUGCAUUGCAGCACAUUGGCCUUGACAAAGAAUCUGGCAAGAUCUGGCAAGACUAUGUGCAGUUCCUCAAGUCUGGCCCCGGCAUCGUCGGCGGCAGCACUUGGCAGGAUCAGCAGAAAAUGGACUCGCUUCGUAGUGUCUAUCAACGCGCAAUUUGCAUACCAACGCAGUUCACUAACCUGCUAUGGAAAGAGUAUGAUGGAUUUGAGAUGAGUUUGAAUAAGAUCACAGGACGCAAAUUUGUUCAAGACCAGUCACCUGCCUACAUGACUGCGAGAAGUUCGUACACGGAGCUUCAGAACAUUACCCGAAACCUCCGUCGUACCACCCUACCAGUCCUACCGCCUGCGCUUGGCUUCGACGGCGACGUUGAAUACCUGGAGCAAUUGGACAUCUGGAAGCGAUGGAUCCAAUGGGAAAAGAAUGACCCCCUUGUUCUGAAGCUUGAUGAAGUAGUUUCAUACCGAGCUCGGAUUGUCUUUGUCUACAAGCAAGCUUUGAUGGCUAUGAGGUUUUGGCCUGAGCUGUGGGCCGAAGCGAGCGACUUCUGCUUUGCAAAUGAUCUCGAGUCCGAAGGGGAUGCAUUUCUGGCGCAAGGCAUUGCCGCGAAUCCCGAGAGCUGUCUGCUUGCAUUUAAGCGUGCUGAUCGAAAGGAGCUCAACAGCACCAAGGAAGAGGGUGAUGAGGCCGCCAUACGUCGUGGUGCAGCUGUGCGUGAGCCUUAUGAUAAGGUUUUGGACGCCCUUUACGACCUUUUCUCCAAAUCCAAAGCACGGGAGGAUCAGGACGUUGGCCGCAUUGAAGCCAACUUUACUGCCAGUGAUGAUAUCCAGUUCAAUGGUGUUAAAGCCGAGGAAGACAACGAGGAUAACGAAGGGCAGGAUGGUAGGAGCAAAGAAAAGGAGAAGGCUGCGCAAAUUGAGUCUGUCAGAAACUUGCACGGCGUCCAGCAAAAGUUAUUGUCGAAGACUCUAUCACACGCCUGGAUAGCCUUGACUCGAGCAAUGCGACGUAUUCAGGGCAAGGGGAAAGUCAACCAUGCCUUGGCUGGUUCAAGAGGGAUUUUUGCGGACGCUCGCAAGCGUGGUCGGAUAACUAGCGAUGUCUAUGUUGCCAGUGCUCUGAUGGAGUUUCAUUGCUAUGAGGUUGAAACUGGAAAGAAGAUCUUCGAGCGUGGUUUGAGACUGUUCUCAGAGGACGAGGAUUUUGCUUUACAGUACAUUAAGCACCUCGUUGCCAACAACGAUCAUACUAACGCUAGAGUUGUUUUUGAGACUGCGGUUACUAAGCUUGCGCUGAAACCUGAGACGGUCUCAAAAGCAAAGCCACUCUACGCUUUCUUUCAUGAUUUCGAGUCUCGUUAUGGCGAAUUGACUCAGAUCGUGAAGCUGGAAAAGCGAAUGAGCGAUCUCUUUCCGGAAGAUCCUGCCCUCACGCUUUUCUCGCGUCGUUUUGCACAACAAGGCUUUGAUCCUACGGUUAUCCGCCCUAUUAUAUCUCCCGCUACUCAAGCCAAAUCUAAAACGAUUCCAAGCAUUAAAACUGAAGCAGAAGGUGUACCGGACUCACCGCAACAACGCAUAAAUGAAAUCAUCAACUCUCCAAAGCGUGCCCUUCCUACCGACGAUGACGACGAUUCUCCGCGACCACGAAAGGUUGCUCGUCCUGAAUCUCCAUUGAAAGGUGCAGCCGGUCGGCGACUUGAUCAACAGAAGCGCAGCCGACAGCCUGAGAUGCCUCAGUUCAACCAACCAGUGCCGCAUCCUCCUCCUCCGCCUCCUCUUCCUCGCGACGUCAUGUUCCUUCUCAGCAUCAUCCCUAAAGCCGAGACAUACCAUGCGACCAAAUUCAGUGCCGAGCAACUUGUGAAGCUCCUACGCGAGACCAACAUCCCUACCUCAAUGGCACAAGCUCCACCUCCAAAUCAGUCAAUGCCACCGUAUCAGCAUAUGCCGCCACCGAUUCCCCAACCCCAAGGACCUUACGGGCAUGGUCAGUACAAUGGCCAGUACAAUGGCUCUUACCCCUACAAUCGAUGA
Letharia columbiana is the source of this 3144-nucleotide messenger RNA. RefSeq lists its product as uncharacterized. The record is from RefSeq and is a predicted model, not a curated record. The coding region runs from base 1 to 3144 and encodes 1047 amino acids. Gene Ontology annotation, molecular function: mRNA binding; protein binding. NCBI's taxonomy places the organism in Eukaryota, Fungi, Ascomycota, Lecanoromycetes, Lecanorales, Parmeliaceae. Gene Ontology annotation, biological process: mRNA 3'-end processing. The transcript has 5 exons. Gene Ontology annotation, cellular component: nucleus.